AUGAUGGAUAAAUACAAAUAUGGUAUUUCAUUUGACUCAUGAGCUAGCACAAUCAUUAUAUAGAUCUAAGAAUUAUAAACACUCUUUUAUAACAACCUAAUUAUGUUGUAGAGUUAAAGUUCAGCAUAUAUGGGAGUAGACAAAUCUAAAUGAUGAAUCUGAAACAGUAAAAAGUGCAGGCUUGUUAUGUAGAUAUGAUGAUAAAGGAAUAAUAAAAUUCAUCAAAAGAGUUGUUGAUUCAGCUGAUACUUAUACAUAUGAAUAAUAGAAAUGGUUAUAGAAUGCAAUUCAAAAAAUAUAUUAUGAAUCAGAUUAAGAAUUAUCUCUUCAUGAAAUUCGUUUUGUGAUAAAAGAAAUUCAAAAAGAACAUGAGAAUAGCAAUAAAACAAAGACUAUUAGUUGUCUAUAACUUUUGUGUUAGAUAUUACUUUGUCUAGGUCGAAUAGAUGAAGCUUUAUCAAUUUGGCCAUCUUUUAUUGGAUUAGAACCCACUUCUUUAAUUGGAUAUCAAAAAUAAGGUAUUUAUUAAAGAAUUUAAUAACAAGCAUAACUAUUGGCUAAGUUAAAAAAUGAAGAAUAAAGUAUUGAUGUUUGGAAUCUAUAUUUAAGCAAUAAUAAACAAGAAGAGUUUACAUAUUGUCAAUAAAAAUGUAUAUUUUCAAAUAAUUUAUAGCUUAGUUCCUUUUUAUUCAAUUAGAUAGAAUGUAAGAAGCAGUUUAAGUAUGGAAUGAUUAUAUUUUAAAAAAUCCUAAUUAUCUUGAUGCAUAUGUCAAUAAAGGUAUAUAUUAAUGAAUAGUAAAUGUUUUUAUUAGCUGAUCUAUUACAUUAAAUGUUUGAUAUUGAUGGAGCAUUAGAAGUUUAUGAAGAUUAUAUAAAGAAACAUUAAAAUGAUUAUAAAGGUUAUAGAAUUAAAGGUAAAAUACUAUUCUCUACAAUAAAGCUGAUUUUCUUGUUUCUUUGAAUUAAUUUGAUGAUGCAAUAGAGGUUUGGGAAAGAUAUUUACAAUUAUUUCCAAAAGAUAAAAAAGCUUAUGAAAAAAUGGGUAAUUUCUAUAUAAUUAUCAAAAGUGAUGGUUGUUAAUCUAAAAUACUAAUGAUAUAUGCA
Molecule: messenger RNA, 1104 nt
Organism: Paramecium sonneborni
Lineage: Eukaryota; Ciliophora; Oligohymenophorea; Peniculida; Parameciidae
Source: the annotation of a GenBank genome assembly